CAUAUAAAAGGAAGAUUGCAUAUGGAAAAUGUACACAGCUCAUCACUAUUAUCUGAUAUGGCUCAAACAUCUGAUGUUAUGCAAAAAUAUUAUAUGCAACAUAUUUGUGAUGCUCCUGAAGAGGAAAUAUCUAAAUUGGAGCGUGCCGCAAAAGAAAACAACAAAAAUAUGAAGAAGAAAUCAAAGAAGAUACGUCAAAAAUUGAUGAAAAAUCCUUCAGAAUACACAAUGCACAUUCCAACGUAUGAUGCACUGCCAACAAAUCAUAAUAAAAUUUUGACUUACAUUAAGUCUUUACAACUUACAAAUACAAAAGUUCAUGCCAAUGUUGUCGGAGCAGGACCGGAUAAACAUUUACAAGGACUUUUAAUGCACUUGAAACAAAAUUCAGCUGAUAGGACCAUGUUUUUGAAAUCUGGAGGUUUGACAAUACUGUCACAAAUUAUUUCCCGAGGUCCAAAUAAGACAUUCACAACCAAGAGUCUAACAAUAGCUGCACAAGUAUUUAAUUAUACUUGCAUGAAUCAUCAAGAAAAUCAGAAACAUGCUAUAAUGAGCAAUGGCAUUCUAUCACUACUAGAUGUUCUGAAUACCACACUACGGCGAUUUUCUUCAAUUUCCGAAGCCGAAGAUGAAGACAUGGUUUUGUGCGUGGAGCUGCUGCGGGCACUGAAUUGUACGCUGAUCGUUGACCCGUCUCGUGAUAACAGUUUGGCGCCAGAAAUCAAAGAGAAACUAUGCGACAUAGUCGGAUAUGUCGUAGCGAUCGGCCUUGUAGAAAAGAUGGCACUUCUUCUUGCUUCUGCAAGAGGUUCCUUGGAGUCUAAUCUUCUUUAAUGAGCUUUGCAGAAGAAAGUUUAGUGCUACUUAACUGUUUCAUUAGAGCUACGCCAUUCGAUAAGAAUGAUCCUAGUCAAGAUGUCACGAAAAUGAUGGAAACGAUACGGUCGACUGAAUUGCUAGGUUGUGUUUCUAUGUUAUACUGCGUAGCUACACC
Molecule: messenger RNA, 997 nt
Organism: Ctenocephalides felis (cat flea)
Lineage: Eukaryota; Metazoa; Arthropoda; Insecta; Siphonaptera; Pulicidae
Product: S phase cyclin A-associated protein in the endoplasmic reticulum-like
Exons: 7
Coding region: 22-837 (271 amino acids)
Source: RefSeq, a predicted model, not a curated record